This is a messenger RNA of Cheilinus undulatus (humphead wrasse), 1292 nucleotides long. RefSeq names its product superoxide dismutase 2, mitochondrial (gene sod2). Gene Ontology annotation, biological process: superoxide metabolic process. Bases 73 to 768 code for a protein of 231 amino acids. The record is from RefSeq and is a predicted model, not a curated record. Gene Ontology annotation, cellular component: mitochondrion. The transcript has 5 exons. Lineage: Eukaryota; Metazoa; Chordata; Actinopteri; Labriformes; Labridae. Gene Ontology annotation, molecular function: superoxide dismutase activity; metal ion binding.
CUCUGCGCUGUCAUACUGAAUUGCACAUUUCAAGGGCAGUUACCAUUGAGUCUACUCUCCCUCGUCUAACAUAUGAGCACUAUCAUGAACAUGCUUUGCAGAGUUGGUCAAAUACGCAGGUGUGCAGCCAGCCUCAGCCAAACUAUAAACCAGGCAGCUGCUUCAAGGCAGAAGCACACGCUCCCUGACCUGACUUAUGACUAUGGCGCCCUGGAGCCCCACAUCAGUGCAGAGAUAAUGCAACUGCACCACAGCAAGCACCAUGCUACAUAUGUCAACAAUCUUAACGUUACAGAGGAGAAAUAUCAGGAGGCUCUAGCAAAAGGAGAUGUGACAGCGCAGGUUUCUCUCCAGCCAGCACUGAAGUUUAAUGGUGGAGGCCACAUUAACCACACCAUCUUCUGGACAAAUCUCUCUCCAAAUGGUGGUGGAGAGCCACAGGGGGAGCUAAUGGAGGCCAUUAAGCGGGACUUUGGGUCCUUCCAGAAGAUGAAGGAGAAGAUGUCUGCCGCCACAGUGGCGGUGCAGGGCUCAGGCUGGGGCUGGCUAGGCUUUGAGAGGGAGAGUGGAAGACUUCGUAUCGCUGCUUGUGCUAACCAGGAUCCCCUACAAGGAACUACAGGUCUUAUCCCCCUGCUUGGCAUCGAUGUAUGGGAGCAUGCCUACUACCUGCAGUACAAAAAUGUGAGGCCGGACUAUGUUAAGGCUAUCUGGAAUGUGAUUAACUGGGAAAAUGUGAGCGAGCGUCUCCAGACUGCCAAAAAAUAAAAAAAAACCUAAUCCCCAAACACUCACAAUCUCCUCCUUCACUCUGGCCUGGAACAAAUAGUUUUUGCAGAUAAUGUUCAGUUUUUCUUGCAUAGAGUUUGAGUGGUUACAUAUUUGUUUUCAGACUUACAAGAGUUUAGAUUUUCAGUUUUCAGCUGCAUCAAAUUUGACAGAGUUGACUUGAGGAUUUAACUUUAUUGGUGCAUAAUUUGUGAAUUAUAACAACCUGCACAGAACCAGGUGGUUGCAAACUUAAACACAUAUUUGCAAAUGCUUUUUAUCUCAGGUCUGAUCUCAACCUUCAGACUUUACUCAAACGCACAAACUGGCCUCCUCUCACAACAAGGCUGGCUUACAUUAACACCUUCCAAAUGUUGGCUGCUGUACGUGUAAACCUGGUGUCAAAUAAUCAAGAGUGUAUCUUCAGUGACCUUUGUCUUUGCCAGAAUGAGACACUGAAAUCACACAGUGUUACGCUGUCCAUGUUUUUGAUGUAUUAUAAUAAAAUUAUUUCAGUUGUAAAA